Molecule: messenger RNA, 1019 nt
Organism: Drosophila willistoni
Lineage: Eukaryota; Metazoa; Arthropoda; Insecta; Diptera; Drosophilidae
Gene: eIF6
Product: eukaryotic translation initiation factor 6
Exons: 1
Coding region: 224-961 (245 amino acids)
Biological process (GO): cytosolic ribosome assembly; ribosomal subunit export from nucleus; maturation of 5.8S rRNA
Cellular component (GO): preribosome, large subunit precursor; nucleolus; cytosol
Molecular function (GO): ribosomal large subunit binding
Source: RefSeq, a predicted model, not a curated record
UUUUUUGACACUUCGCUCUCUCAUUUCGGCAUCGCUUUACCCGCCUCGCAAAUUACCACGUGAAGUGAAAUUUGAAGAAUUUCAUCACAAAAUACAACAUAUUCCACACAUAAAUUCCAAAGGAAGGCGCAUCUCAGCUAUAGUUCUGCUGAGGCAUCGUCGCAGUUAAAGAAGAAAAAGAAAAAACUUGAAGAAGUCACCGAAUUAUUUGAGACACACAAACAUGGCGUUGCGCGUGCAAUUUGAGAAUAACGACGACAUUGGCGUCUUUACCAAACUGACAAACACAUAUUGUCUCGUUGCCAUUGGCGGCUCCGAGACCUUCUACAGUGCCUUUGAGGCUGAGCUGGCGGAGACCAUACCCGUGGUGCAUGCAAAUAUCGGUGGAUGCCGAAUUAUUGGACGGCUCACCGUGGGCAAUCGAAAUGGCCUUUUAGUGCCCAAUUCUACCACAGAUGAGGAACUGCAGCAUUUGCGUAAUACCCUCCCGGAUGCUGUGAAAAUACAACGUGUCGAGGAGCGUCUCUCGGCUCUGGGCAAUGUAAUUGCUUGCAAUGAUUAUGUGGCUCUGGUUCAUCCAGAUUUGGAUAAGGAAACGGAGGAAAUCAUCGGCGAUGUACUCAAUGUGGAGGUAUUUCGCCAGACUAUUGCCGACAAUACGUUGGUCGGCUCCUAUACAGUUCUCAGCAAUCAGGGUGGCAUGGUCCAUCCCAAGACGAGCAUACAGGAUCAGGAUGAGUUGUCAUCUCUUCUGCAAGUGCCCCUUGUAGCGGGUACCGUGAAUCGAGGCAGUGAGGUUCUUGCAGCCGGCAUGGUGGUCAACGACUGGAUAUCGUUUGUCGGCAUGAAUACCACAGCCACCGAGAUAUCUGUGAUUGAGAGCGUCUUUAAGCUAAAUCAAGCCCAGCCGGCCACAGUGACCACAAAACUGCGUGCCGCCCUUAUCGAGGACAUGUCCUAAGACUCUGUUUCUGUUUAAUUUUUAUAGAAUCAAAUAAAUAUGUCAUUUAAGAGCGAAA